GGGAACAGACAGCAAGACCUCUGCGAGUAAGAAUGAAUGUUAUUCAUUUAUUGCUGUGUUUUCUCUCUGAGUUACUGGAUUGUAAAGGAUAACGUUUCGCCGGUUAGCUUGUACAUUGCUCUGUGGCUAGGCCCUCAUCAUUCGCGGAUUAUUGAUACGGUGUAACGGUGAUCUUUGAUCCGGGUUUUCCAGCGUUGAGACGGCGCGAGCAGCACAGUUAAACCCGGCGCGUCAAACGAGCCUCCAUCCACAUGUUUUUACUUUGAUGGAUCUAUCUAUGGUCUCUAUCCAGAGAUGCGAGAGGAGAAAUGGACAACAAGGACUGAGCUGAAACUCUUACCUCUUUUUGCAAGAAGAGCCAACAGUGCACAAAGCUAUCAGAUCACAGCAGUCAUUAAGUUUCACUGCUGCGGUAAGUGCGGCUGGACUUUAUAGUAUACUGGGACACUAAAAAUCCUCCAGGACAGAUCCUGUCUGUUAGAAUUGUUUCUUUGUCACCACGUGGUUUUGUUUGGCACAUUCACCAAUGCGUCGAUGGAAAGGGUUUUUGAGCAAGUACCUGCGAUGGUCCAGCACAGUCACACAAGCUCUCGUCCUGUCCAUCAUCACAUUUUGUGUCAUACUUCCUCUGUGCUGCCAUCGGCUGUUGUACUCUUACUACUUCAUUAAGUCCAUGUACCUUGAUUCUAUGAGUGAAGCGGUCCUGCGGCAAAGCUUAGGACGAGGUCAGGAAGCUCUGCGCUUCUGGCAAAGCUCUUCCACUGCAGCAUCAUCCAGACUCAGCAACAUCACCCAGCAUCCUGAACUGCUGGUCACGGUGGUGACAGCCAGGCGGAGUGAGGCGCAGGCCUACCACUAUCUGCUCCAGGUAAUGAUGCAGCUGAGUAGCAUUGUGGGAAGCUGUGGGGAGCGGAAGUGUGCAGAGGUGCUGGUCUGUGAUGUUGAAAGUGGCCCCCUGGAAAACCAGGAUGCCAAACUGCUGGAAGGCCACUUCAGGGUGGUCCGGCGUUCCUCUCAGGAGCAGCAGAGCAACUGGGAACAAAUCAACACCUUUGAGAAGGAGAAGCGGGAUUACGUCUUCUGUCUCCACAAGGGAUGGGAGCUGAUGAAGCCUAAAAAUACAGUUGUUCUGGAAGAUGAUGCUUUACCAAGAAAUGACUUUUUCAUUGUCCUAAAGGACUUGUUGUCACGUAGGUUUGCUCUCCAGACUCUUUACAUCAAGCUAUAUCACCCUGAGAGGUUACAGCGGUACUGGAACCCUGAGCCAUACCGCAUUCUGGAGUGGGUGGGGCUUGGGUUGGUUGGAGCAACGGCCCUUCUUCUCAGCUUUCCUUACUGGAACCCCUGUUCUUUCUCAUUCACCCUGUCACCUACCCAUCUCCUCUUUUUCACUCUAUACAUCAUGACUGCUGCAGAGCUGCUGGGGCGGCAUUACCUUCUAGAAGUCCGGAGACUUUCCCCACAGCUGUAUGCCGUCUCCCCAGCUACCGAGUGCUGCACCCCAGCCAUGCUGUUUCCCGGCAAUGCCUCACUCAGGGUGGCUGAGUAUCUGGACAGUUCGUUCUGCUACAAAGGGAAUGCCAAAGAUACUGUUCUGUAUCAAAUGACUAGGACAGUCCCUGGGCAGAGAUCUCACAGUGUAGAACCCAACCUCAUCACCCACAUUGGCGCUUAUUCCUCAGUCAGAUCUAACCCACCCCGGCCCAGGCUCCUCUGACACAACCAGAAGGUGAAUGUCUUUUUCGUUUCAGAUUGAGCUUAAUCAGGUUUCCCGUCGCUCUGUUCUGCUUUUUACCAGCUGCUGGACUUUUCAGAAAUUUCAGCACAUUGCUCAGUGAGUGUCGGUUUGGUGAAGCAUCAAGGGCACAAGGUCUGUGUAAGGGCUGGUUAUGCUUUUUCAGAACAACUUCUGAUGAGGUUGAAAGCACACAAACAUGCUCUCACCAUAAGUCUUAAACUGUUUUAUAUAACUGUCAGAUGGCAGAAAGUGACACUUUUGACCCACACCUUGAAACCUAUGCCACCUCUUCAUGAGCAAAUCAUCAAAUCCACUUUCACCGAGCUGUGUGCGACCAGAUCAGGCACCAUACUGUAUCACCAUCCUGGAAAACUCCUUUGAUCAGUAUCACUAAUCAGGCAAAAAAAAAAAAAAAAUUGUUUUUAAUUACACGUUUCUUGUCAGUCUUUAACUUUUAACAACAAUAACAGAUACUGCCAGAAUGCCUAAAGUUUUCCUUUUUCAGAGAUAUAGAUUCUUUAUUUAAUAUGGUGUGUAAUAUGAUAAAAAUGAGACUAUUGAAGGAUCACGAUGAAACAAAGUUGAUUAUCAUUAUGAUUUUUUUUUUUUUUUAAUCAAACUUUAUUCAGUUUCUUACAGUUAGGAGAGAACAGCUCAUCAGACUAUACCUAAAGUUUCUAAAAUGUAGCUACCGUGGAGCGCUAUCGCUCAUUCAACCUGCCGCAGUCAUGUUCACAUGUUCACAUUCAUCUUUUACAAAUACAAACAUGAGAGCAGAAAAAAUGAUUUAAUUUUUGUAGAAGAGCUCAAUAUAUCCAUAUCUUUCCAUCUGGGAUUUGCUCUGUAUCAAUUGCUCCACCCUAGUUGCUAACAGUAAAUGCUGUUUGCCACAGAUUUUCUUUGAAGGUGGAGUCUCUCUCUGCCUCUUUCUUUCAAUAGUUGUUUAUGAGUGUGUGUGUGUGUGUGUGUGUGUGUGUGUGUGUGUGUGUGUGUGUGUGUGUGUGUGUGUGUGUGUGUGUGUGUGCGCGUGUGUGUGGUCACCAAACACGAGGCUUGGCUUAAUCCAGGUGAUGAUUUACUAUGAAAGACUGAUUCAUGUGUGAGGUUACAGUUUGUGAUUUGGGUGUGGAGUUUUUUUUUGUUUUACUUUUUUGGUGAUCACACAAACCUCUGCAGCACAUUCUUGCCCUACAGUAGUGUACAGUAUAACACUGUCAGUACAUGCACUCUGACACGGGGCAUUUCCACGCAACAUUUAAAUGAACAGUUUUACAGUUACUGUUGGUAACCUUUUACACAUUACACAGAAGGUUUACACCGAUAAGGGCACGUUUAUCGCUGAAGUGAAGUGCACUUAUUGAAACACUGCCUGUGAUUUUAUACGGUAGACAAAAACACCUUCUGUUUUCAAGCCAUGGGUUGUAAAUCUAAUCUCACGAACAGCUACCUGAUUGAGCAACAUUUCCAUUAAUUCUGUAUUUUUAAUCUUCCAUCUAAAACUAAAGCCCUGAAAAACAUUCCUAAAUAGGGAUUAAUAUUAAUAAAAUGGGCUGAAGUUAACAGAAUAUGAUCGUCCUCACCAUUUAAUUGUUCAUGUAGAAGAUAUGAAAAUAAAGGAACUCUAUUUUUGCAUUGUGAUAUAGAGCUGAUUAGCCUUAAGAGUCAUGCACACAGGAAGAUACUCGAAUAAAUGUGGAAACCAGAUAUUGUGAAAUGCUGAUGAAAUUUGGCAUCUCGCAGCGAAGACUAAUUGUGUUGUGAAACGAGGUGAGCAAGUGAGACCAGUGAGAGUGAAGAAAAUAAAAACAAGAGUUCACUUCAUAACUAGAGUGUGGACUAGAGACCAGCUGCCAGUGAAAGGCACUGAGCUAACUGCUAACUGCUGUUAGCAUGUGUGAGUGUUUAUCCAACAUAAGCGUCUCAUUAAGCACCUGAAAUAACCUUUUACUGAUGUCAUGUUUGCUUCUAAAUGUAUCUGAUAGGAGACAGCAGCCAAAUUUAAAACCAGUAUCCAGCAUGUGUUAUCCCUGCUGCUGCUGCUGGUGGCUCUGAAGGUACGAUACGUUUUUGUUAGUAGCUUCAAAUGAGAACAGAAGUUGCCUUAAAGAAGAGCUAAGACUGAAAAUGUGGAGAAACAGCGAGCAGUGCUCUGCUUUGUACAGCGGUAGCAGAAACAGCUCUCAAAGGUCACUCAUCAACAGGCCACACCUCAUUCUUUAAACACAAGGAAGUGUAAACGUGGUAUGUUGUAGUUUUAUGGGAGGUCAUAUUAUGGAGUCAGCUGGGAGCUCUGGUGCUGAAAGCUUUCUGUUUGGCAGUGAUUCUGUUACCCGACUGGCUGCAGGCUGUGGCUUCAUGAUUCAAGAGCAUCAAAGUGACUCUUGGUCAGAGAAGAGUCUCCUACAGGACGCAUAUUUUCAUAUUUUGGUGCUCUAUAUUGAGUAGCCUGCUGGACAGUUGUGAACAGCCCCGCCUCCCUGAAUGAACAAAGUCACUUCUAUUUCUACAUCACAAAAUCACAAAUUUGCCUUAUUUACUUAAAUCUUCAUGAUUUUAUUACAUUCCUCUAAAUUUAAGUGUGUUAAUUCAUUAGCAGAGUAAUAGAAUCUGAAAGCAUAAAUAAAAUGUUUCUUUUAUUGUUGUUUUUUUUUUGUUGAUGGGACAAAAUUUCUUUGGUAAAGGGCUGCUAAGUAUUAAUUGCCAAACCUGAUCUGACCAUUUUUAAUUUUUGUGACUAUAAUAAUCUGAUUACUGGCCUGAUCUCUUCUUAUGACUCUGAUUAGCAGUUUAAAAAUAAUUAUAUGUCUCACACAGUUAGGAUAUAAGUGAAAAUCUUGGAGUUUCAUGAAAAAUAUUAAAUAUUGAAUUGCAAUAUUUAUAUUUCAUUUGAAAGAAGAUUCACUGUAGCUGUGCAGAGCACUUCCUUUCUGCUUUGAUUUCUCACAUGCGGAUUUCAGCUCCUCAUAUCUCUGUGACCUACAAACAGUUAAGUUUUGUUAAAAUUGUGUGAAGUUGGAAUGUUUUUCUCUUUAAUGCAGCUGUUCAUCACAAUACAAACCAUAUCAAUAAUUAACACAAUGGAAAUGUAACUUUUUUUUGGUCUCAGUUCCUGCAUUGAGAUGUUUUUGCUGUCUGUUUUCCAGCUGCUUUUCUUUUGACUGUGAUCAGGUAACGUGAUGAUGGUGAGCUCUGACGCUAAAUGAGAGCAGUGAUAUUUUUGUACUCAAGCUAAAAAAACCUUUUGAGUUUCUGGUAUUUGAAUUUUUACUUCUGGUUUGGAUUUUGACGUGUCCUGUUUGCACUGAGACUCUUUCACUGUUUUACAAUUAAAAUCAAAGCGUCUGAAGGUU
Molecule: messenger RNA, 5088 nt
Organism: Archocentrus centrarchus (flier cichlid)
Lineage: Eukaryota; Metazoa; Chordata; Actinopteri; Cichliformes; Cichlidae
Gene: pgap4
Product: post-GPI attachment to proteins GalNAc transferase 4
Exons: 2
Coding region: 527-1717 (396 amino acids)
Biological process (GO): GPI anchor biosynthetic process
Cellular component (GO): Golgi membrane
Molecular function (GO): glycosyltransferase activity
Source: RefSeq, a predicted model, not a curated record